AUGGCCAUGAGUUUCUCAUCACUCACCAAUCUCGUGCUUUUCUGUGCAGCUACGUUGCUUCUGGUCCACGCAGGUGCUCGCAACUUGCAGCAAACUCAGACUCUACCUGUUCAUGGAGCUGCUUCUCCUACCAAAGCUGAGUCUCCUACCUUCAAUGCCCCUCUAGACGACCGUAAGAAUUUCAUAGUGGGCGGUGCUGCAGGAGUUGGGGGAUUCAUGGGGAUGCCUGGUGGAACUGGUAUGACGUUGCCGCUUCCAUCCGGGACACCGCUUCUCUUCUUGGUGGCUCCGGUGCGUUUGGUGGUUUGGGCGGUGCAAUGGGUUUUCCUGGUGUUGGAGCUAAUGGUGGAGGUUCAGUUUCAGGAGGUGGUCUAG
Molecule: messenger RNA, 375 nt
Organism: Brassica napus (rape)
Lineage: Eukaryota; Viridiplantae; Streptophyta; Magnoliopsida; Brassicales; Brassicaceae
Exons: 2
Coding region: 1-375 (124 amino acids)
Source: RefSeq, a predicted model, not a curated record